Serendipita indica DSM 11827 is the source of this 1230-nucleotide messenger RNA. The record is from the annotation of a GenBank genome assembly. NCBI's taxonomy places the organism in Eukaryota, Fungi, Basidiomycota, Agaricomycetes, Sebacinales, Serendipitaceae.
AUGUCAAACCAACAACGCAGAGAUCCUCCACUUGCUGGUCGCCCUCCCUUUGCGACUGACGAGGACGAUAGUGUAUACAACAAUCCGCCAGCUGCUCAGCCCAGGGUGCGUCAACCGCAGCCACCCCAGAAUGCUCGCAGCGACUCUAUGUAUCAAGCUUGGGACAACUACCUUCACACCGACAAGGACAGCCGGCCAAACUCGGGUGCGGGAGGUAUUGGAAUGGGCUUGAUGAAUGGAGGAUUGGAUGAUUCCGACGACGAAGACGCUCCACCCGCACGCGCUCAACCCAGGGCCAAUGCACCGGCCAAGUCGAGCAAUCUCAAUCCUGGGUCGCAGCGACCUAACAAUGGAGACGCGCCUAGGGGCAUACUGCAAACACAACCCCUAGCACGACCGGCUCCUGCGGCCGCGCCUGGAGCGGCCACUCGCCAAGGUUCCUACGACCGGCCACAGUAUCCUCAAAACGGCCAACAGCAACAGGGUGCAGGCGGGUCCCAGCGCACCGGUGUACAGCGCCCGGCCGCCGCCCAACUCCGAGUUGACGUCCCGCCGCCUGGGAUGCCACGCGCACCAAUGCCUGCAUUCAUGCACUCGCCUUCCCCGUCGCCAUCACUAAAUCCGCAUCCCCUGAACGCGCCAUCAACGCCCAUCACGCCGGUGUUCGCGCGGCCCAGUUUCCAAGAACCGGAACGCAAGGUCGAGUUCGCCAAAGAUGCGAUUAUGCGUGGUAACUCUGAGGAAACACUGCUCCCAAGAAACACACCAAAGGGUGAAGAGUUCUGGCGCAGGUUCAGCGUCGUCGCCAAGGAAGACCCGAAACGAAAGAAGAGCAAAUGGCUAUCGUCUACCAUGGGAAACAGUCGGAGCAUGACACGCUGGAUUUGGUGCAUUUCCAUUUUCUUGCUCUUGGCCAUUGGCGCUGGUAUCGGUUUCGGGUGGUACUUCACACACAACAAUGCACCGUCGCUCCCUGUUGCCAUUGGAGGGUCUGCCAACGAGUCGCAAAUCUCGACUGCUCCGCACACGACCGCGGCGGCGGCUGCGGGCGGCACGUCUCGCACGCUCAUUGCUCCACUUGCAGUUGAGACGAAGCGAUCACUCCAUGCGCGAAGAGAUCAUUCAGACUUAUUCCCAACCGAGUCUGCGAAAUUUGCCUUACCCACGGAACGCGCGGAACAUUUUGCUCAGCACCGCUACCACCGACGAUCACUAGAGAGACUUAAUUAA